UGGUACCACAGCCUUCAUCGCCUCUGUGUCCCUCUCCCCUGCAUCCCUCCCCUCAUAAAGUGCGUUGAACACACCAUACAGCGACUGCACCUCACCCCUGGUCAUCCCACCCCGCUGCAAAACGUUCCUCACCCUCUCAAACAGCAGCUGCCGACGCCUUGGACCCUCGUAAGCCGGGUUCGACGUCGUCUCGAUGAUCGUCUGCAGCCUCCCGAAGAAAUGUGACAGCUCUUCUCUCGUCGCCAGGCGGUCGUUGUCGCGCAUGUGUCGAGUGCUGUCCUGCCCUGUGUCGAGCGUCCAGUCGUCCAGCUGGUGGGCCGCCCCGGCCAUGUCUGUGGCGAGGAUGGUCUCACGCACGUGUGCCGAUCGUUCGAGAAAGAUCUCGUAUAGGAUGAUGUUGACGGACUGCGCAAGGUUGAGGCUGCUGAAGUAGGGAUUGGCGGGGAUCUGGAUGACCUCGUCGGCAUAAGUCAGGUCCUCAUUGGUCAGACCAUUGGUCUCGGGACUACAGAAGCGACACACAGGGGGAGUGUGAGUGUGCCAAGUGGGCACUGUGUCUGUUGUAUUUUCCUCACCCGAACAUAAUGGCAACUUUGUAGCCCUACACACACGCAGGACAGCAAAUUUGUAAGACGCAUGCCUUUGCUCUGAGAUGUCCAGCAGUUGGCACCUGUUGGUCAGCAAGUCUGUGGACCUCUUUGGCCUGCCCUCGUGGCGUCCACACACGCGACGCGAGGCGGCCUCGCGCACGGGCUGUCGUCGCAAACACCCUCUCCACAUCCUGAGCACACACACGUACAGGCACCAUGUGUCAUCGAACCAUGUUAACAUGUUAACAUGGAGCCGGCCAUUGAUUUGUACCUUGAGGGCCUCCUUGAGUGAGGGAAACACCUCUGCCUCAUCGAGAAUCGCCUCCUGACAGCAGCACGUGGCCGAAACGGAUCGAUGCAUCGCUUGCCAGCCAGUCUAGAUAGCUUACGGCUCGGACGGCUCUCCCCCGUGCGUCAUCGCUGCGGAUGUCACACUGGGGAUUCACCACACGCAGAUUCGGCACCUGCGAAGGCAACGAAAGAAGUGAGUGAAAAGAUUGUCGCUCGCAUGCAGCUCGUGUCCACCUCACCCCGAAGUUCAUCAUGGCCCUCGCUGUCGCACCGACAUUUUGGUCGAGGAACGGCUCGACCAUGACGACCACCACUGAGCCGCCACUGGUGGUCACAAACUUCCAGGCGUCGUCCUUGGACAUGUGGUUGGUGUUCUGCACACACCACCCAGCCAUCCCCCAUCACACACACACACAGAGACUGAGUGGAUGCAUGUCAUAAUGCGUUUCAGAUUCAUUGACCCACCUGCACGCGCAUCUGCAUGAGCCGUCUUCGGGCGCGCUGCACAGGCUUGCUCACGCCAUGAUGCAGUCGCUUCCGUGGCUGGACGACGAAAGCUGUGGCGCAGAGAGGCAGCGUGACGGCCAGCAGUGCCAGAAGGAGAAUCAUCGCAGCUUCGACGAGAAGAGCUUGGCAUCAGUGCGCAUCCGAUCGGGAGA
Molecule: messenger RNA, 1540 nt
Organism: Vitrella brassicaformis
Lineage: Eukaryota; Vitrellaceae
Source: the annotation of a GenBank genome assembly